This is a messenger RNA of Manduca sexta (tobacco hornworm), 1144 nucleotides long. Its product is annotated as glycine-rich cell wall structural protein 1.8. Lineage: Eukaryota; Metazoa; Arthropoda; Insecta; Lepidoptera; Sphingidae. The coding region runs from base 33 to 1025 and encodes 330 amino acids. The record is from RefSeq and is a predicted model, not a curated record. The transcript has 2 exons.
CCAAUUCGAGCACUUGCUCCAAACAUAACGACAUGAAGACUUUUGUGUGUUUAUUGCUGGCAGUUGCCUCAUGCAAGGCCGGGUUUGAAGGCGGCUACUCUAACGACGUAGGCGGCGAAGGCCAGGGCUACGGCGGCCAAGAAUACCUUGGAGGGGGUGGUCAAGACUUCGGACAUGGGGGGCAAACCAUAGCCCUUGCACAGGGCGGUCAAGAUCUAGGACAAUUGGGAGGUCAUGAACUCGGCGGACAGUCAUUCGGUCAUGGAGGUCAAGGCAACUUUGGUGGCGACUCUUAUCUCCAAGCAGCCCACGAUUCUGGGUUAGGUCAAGGAGAUUUCGGAGGUCACGGGUUCGGAGGACAGGCUCUUGGAGGACAUGAGGAAAUCCAGUCAGGUUACGGAGGCGACGGUGGCCAUGGGUUCGGAGGCGACGGUGGUCAUGGAUUCGGAGGCGACGGUGGCCAUGGAUUCGGAGGCGACGGUGGCCAUGGAUUCGGAGGCGACGGUGGUCAUGGAUUCGGAGGCGACGGUGGUCAUGGAUUCGGAGGCGACGGUGGCCAUGGAUUCGGAGGCGACGGUGGCCAUGGAUUCGGAGGCCAGGGUCAGAGCUUCACCCUUCAGGACGCUGGUGGCGACUACGGCAACGGCGGUCACGCUGAAGCCUUCCCAGUUGGAGAACACGUAGACGUCGAAAGCCCCGUCACUGUACCACUUUACAAACACGUCACCGUACCAGUCCACAAACCAAUUCACAUCAACGUGCCAAAACCCAUCCUCGUGGGAGUGCCCCAGCCUUACCCUGUCAAGGUGCCAGUCAACAAGCCCGUCGCCGUGCCAGUGGAGACUGAGAUCUCAAUCCCCAUCGAAAAAGUUGUGCCCUACCCUGUUGUUAAACAUGUUCCCUACCCUGUCGAGAAGCACAUUCCCAUUAAAGUAGAGAAGACCGUCACAGUCCAUGUACCUCAUCCCUACCCUGUCAAAAUCCCAGUAUACAAGACUAUCCACCAUAAAGGACAUGGUCAUUAAUCGGGGUCAACCCGCGCCUUGUACAUAUUGUUGAUUAUUUUUAAGUCAUUUUCAACUGUCUUCAUGUUGUAGUUGAUUUAUUUAUUGUAAAUAGUGUUAUUAAAUUGUUACAAUUGUUA